Molecule: messenger RNA, 19699 nt
Organism: Homo sapiens (human)
Lineage: Eukaryota; Metazoa; Chordata; Mammalia; Primates; Hominidae
Gene: IKZF1
Product: IKAROS family zinc finger 1
Exons: 7
Coding region: 13882-15225 (447 amino acids)
Biological process (GO): mesoderm development; lymphocyte differentiation
Cellular component (GO): nucleus; cytoplasm
Source: RefSeq, a predicted model, not a curated record
AGUGUUUCAGAAUGAGACCAAAGCGGUGACAUUUUCAACCUCUUCGGUCUCUCUUCAGUUUUUUCAUUUUAAGUUUUUGUUGUGCUUCUAUCACUUAAAGGAAGCCUCCAAGUUGAAAUCAAAUACUAAUGACAUUUUUAUCUAAUGUAUAAAUGUGUUUUUAUUAUUUAUUAGGAAAUUUAUUUUACUUGGCCCUCAGCCAUGACAUAUCAUGGCAUAAUCACUAUCCUAAAUUUGUAUAUCUUAUCCUUGCAUAAGGUAAGACUUUCUAUGAAUUACACAUAUUUGUAUUUUCCUCUCUUACAUAUUUUAAGAAUUUUUUUAUACUUUGUUUUCUGCAAAUGAAAUAUUGCUCAUAAGCCAGGUGAUGGCUGUCCACGCCUCUUUUCCCCUGCUUACCCUUGCUUAGAUCUUAUGGUAGAAUCUUUUCAUAGAAGACACAGAAAGACAUGAAAGAAAGAGCUGGAGAAGCCUGAGGGGCUGCCCAGUGAGUGGUCUGCUAGGAUGCUGUGCCACAGCCCAGGCACAGGAGGCAGGGAGAGCAAUGGGGCCCUUCCCUUCCACCAACAUUCAGCAGAAUUUGCAGCUCCAUGUUUCCAAAGCUUCCAGGGCACUUGCAUUUAGAGAGAGAGAGCAAGCAAGCUGCCUUUCCUCUUCCUCAGUUCUGCCAGCCACACUCUUGCCAUGAUGAGCAGUUUCAGCCAAAAGCUCCUUCCCCUGCCCUAACACCUCCUGCAAGGCCUGAGGUCUGGAAGCCACCUGCGCCUGCUGGCCCCUCCUUUCUUGUUUCUGCAAUGGAUGUUGUGGCCCUGUGAGGGAGAAGAGAAAAAGAAGUUGCCCUCCUCCCUCUAUCCUCACCUCCUGCCAUGCUGUCACCCUUAUAAGAGAGAAGGGCUAACCAUCCAGGCUAAUCCUCCAGUGAUGCAGGAGAGGACAUCCUGGCCGGAAGAGUCAGAGCUUCCAGGUGAGCUCAGGUGGGUCAGCCCCCGAGGCUGUGAAGAGCCCAGGGGCCAGUAGAUGCCACUUUUGCUCCAGGAAGAAUCUUCAACUGUGUCCUUUUUAUUCAAGGGGCUCUCUUUUCAGCGAAUCUCUAGAUGUACUAGUCACAAACACUCGCAUUUAUUAAAAUGUAUCCAUGAUCCCACAAUCCUUUUACAUAUUUCUCUCCAGGAGUAUCACAUUUCUGAGGGCCCUGUGCCUGUUUUCUGCAGGAAGUUGCUGUUGUCCCGGGUCCCCCUGCCCCCAGCACCUCUGUUACAAGAAGCAGACCCUUCAUGCCACACUGGGACCCAGGGAGGCCCCAAGCCAGGAUGCUGGGAUCUUAGUAAAGGUUGGAAUGAUGUCAGAACAUAGAGGAGGCAGAAUUCCCCCCAUAGCAUCAUCCUGGAGGGCGCUGAUUUGUGUGCUCUGCCAGGUUCAUCUGUGACUCAGGAUUUAAAAGCCCCAGGUGUGGUGUCCCUUCUGUGCCUGCAAGGUGCGUCUUUAGCAGUUCUCCCUGGUGUGGAAGGAUCAGUGGUUCUUGCAGCCUAGGCACCCUCCACAGCAAGCCCAACACAGGUGCUGUGAGCAGCUGGUUCAUGAACGGUGAUCCUGGGGAGAAGAGGAGGAUGAAAAUGGAAAACCAGUGCAAAGGUGUGUCAUCCAGUUGGUUACUGCUGUGGGUGCCCGGGCUUCCAUCCCACCAGAGCCCCCACUAGCCAGGGCAGCCUGGCGGAGGUGAGCAUCAUUCUGCUUUCUGGCUGCACCUGUGUGGACAGAGCCCGUUCCAAAGCCUCCCAGGCACAGGGCAGACAUCAAGCAAGGGGCAGAGCUGGGGCGAGGGCUCUGGGUGCCCCCGUUAUUGAACACAGGCCUGAAGGGAGCCUAAGAGGUGGCUGGCAGGAGAUACUACAAGGCAGAAAGACAGGGCAGCAGUCUUUGUACUGUACGUUUUUGUUUUUUAAGAGAGAACAAAAAGUCAAGGUUGAGAGAUGAGAAAUACUCUUGCCAAAAAGAGAACACCAAAAUCCUGGAGUCACGGGUCUUCCAUUACCCUCUCUAGCAUUUCUGCUUGUCUUUUCCCUAGUAUUGGUGAAGAAUUUUUAAAGUAACCAACCCAUACCGUUGGUUACAGGCCCUGUGGUCACCAGGCUGUCUCCCCAUGAUGGGGAUGGAGAGUGGUUAGUGCAGAAACUUAGACCUCCCCUCCAGCUUGUUGAAUGCCCUGAAGUUUAUCUAGAAGGGAAGAUACUCAAGCGUAGGAUUUCAGUGAUGCAUUUGGACAGCAUCAGUACUAUGCUUCAGCGUCAAAAACGUCACUUUGGGUAGGAACAAUACAUAAUGCGUGGCAAUGCCUUUUGUGACACCUGUUCAGGAGAUUCCCAUAGGAAGCUUCUGAGGCAGAGUCCUCAGGUGAGGAGGGGGACAGGCCUGGGUCUUGGGGGAAGGUGGAGAUGACCAGCCUCAUGCCUCUCUCCCCAGUGGCCUCAGUCUCCAUCAGGCAAAUCUUGAGAAGCCUCCUCCAUUCUGCAGGCAAAUGACUGAGAUGUGUGAGCUCUGCUUCCCAACAGGCGGAAAUUCACAUGGGGAAGGGCACCUGUGAAUGGCCUUCUAGAACUAUCAGGAAGUUCUGGAUUUAGUACCCUGUGAGAGCAGAUGGUCCUGGGUGCACUCGGAUGAUCCUGCCUAGCCAGCUGGAUUGCAGAGUGGUCAUCAUUAUCAGUGAGCUAUUGAGGGGUUGAGAGCAGUCAGUGUCAUGUAUAAGGAUGGGUUGGGGUACCGGCCAACGCCCGCCUUGAGGCCUGGCCGCCGGAUGGGAGGCGAGAGCACAAGAGAGUCCUGGCUAGGUGUGCCCCGCUCUGCAGGGCCACACCAUCCACUGGAAACCCUGUGCCCACUGGGCUGCGUGCUAAGAGGCUGUGGCCAAUGCUCUUGUCCAAAUUUUACUGAAUCUGCAGUCUCUCUUAAUUCACUCCAAAGUUUAAUGUGUUAGCUUGCGAAUAAAUAAAUAAAUAAAUAAAUAAAUAAAUAAAUGGAAAGAAACAGUCCUCAGAAAGUCCCAGUCAAAUUUUAAUUCCAACAGAUAUUCAGCAGUUUCCUCUAAGAACAAUGAGAGUUCUGGGGCUAGCCAGUGUUUCUCUUGGAAAAUAAGGAAGAGGGAAAGCGGUGCAUUCAUUUAAAAACCUGCCCUAGGGAGGCAGCGUUCCCUGUGAACUCCGAGGCCACAGUGAGCAGAGCAGGCUGGAGGCCUCCCGGCUGUCCUGCCCCUCCUGCCACAUGCCUGUGAAAAUGCUAGAUAAGGACUUUUUCUCAGCAACUUCCACGCUCCUUCAGUGGGGAUGUCUUUGACUCAGAGCUCUGCCACUGGUUAUCUCCACGAACAGAAAAUGCCACAGAUGGGUUAAUUCACUGUGUUGUUCUCAUUUUCCCUCAGUUUCAGGCUUUUCUCUCCUUGCCUGUUUUCCUCGCUUAAAAAAUGAUGUGGGGGUCCCUAAACGCAUCUACCCCGAUAGAUUUAUGUUUUCUUUUCCAUUAGUCCACUUUGCGUCUCAGCCCUAAAAUUAAGUUUUUGAUUAUAAUGUAAGGAAGUUUUACCAUAUUUUAACUCUGGCUUUUUAAAUACAAAAGAAAAAUAACAGAAUGGCCUUCUAGAACUAUCAGGAACUUCUGGAUCUAGUACCCUGUGGGGACAGAUGGUCUGGAGCCAGCGCACUUGGAUGAUCUCUCUCAGCCAUCUGGACCAUAGAGUGAACUUGUUACUGUCCCUCCAAGGCUGACAACUAUGAGCUCAUACUCUUCUAGCAGUUUAAUUUAGACCCAAGAAAGGCUGUGUGUGUGUGAAUUUGUGAGAGUGUGUGAGUGUGUCUUUGUGCCUGUGUUUCUGUGUGUGUCUGUGUGUACAUGUGUGUCUGUGGGGUGUGUCUGUGUGUGCACGGCUGUGUGUCUGUGCGUGUGCAUGGCUUUGUCUGUGUGUGUGCGCACGCACUCUGCUAAGCUACUCAAUGCAAUUCCUUACUCUUACUUCCCUUUCUGUCACUUCUCCAUAAUUCUUUGUAUUUCGGUUGGGCUGGUAUCUCGCGGCGGCUUCCUCUUUUCCUGCAUUCCUAUAUUUCAUUAUUUGCUCUUGUUCCUCUUCUAGGGCUUUUACAAUAUAGCCAGGAGGAUGUGGAAACCCAGUUACAAGAUGACACACAAGCACAGUGUCACAAUCGCUGUGCUUGGGCCCUACCUCCUGGAGACCAGGGUGGGACGGUGUCUCUGGAUAUGGAGGGAAGGGCGGAAGAUCACGGGGUGGCAGAAGGCCCGACUGUCCGGUCUUCUGGAAGCUGGGGUCUCGUGGUCGCUGGGCUGGUGGUGCUCUAAAACCUAGAGUAACCGAGAGCAGGAUGACUGCACCCCUGACUGCCGACUCACCGGGCUUCGGAGGGCCAUGGGUGUGUGAUUCCACUUGUGAUCCUCCUACUUCCCCAGCCCACCCUGGUGGUCUCCCACUUCUCUCUCUCUGCCUGUGGAGUGUUAUAACCGACUCCUUCUUCUAGGCAUCUCCAUCCCAACCCCAGACCAGUUCCCUUAAACCACCUCCCACCACAGGACCCCCACAAGCAGGGACCUCUCACAGUUCCUGUUGCCUGGGGACUUCAUCUCAGCUUCCAAGGCCUCUGGAACCAGGCCCUGCAUCCUGGGCAUGACUGUCCCCAUGAUUCUCUGAGCCAGCCACCACCCCACCACCCCCCCACCGCCAAGUCCACUGCUGACCCUGCUGUAGCCCCCCACCUCCACUUGUUGAGAUUCCCUCUUCCUGCUUCUCAUUUUGAAUGUCACCCUUCUGUGACUUCUCACAACCCCCCUGCCACCCCUCCCUCCAGUUGGCAUGGCUUAGUCUUCCUAAGAACAUGUGCUGCUUCCCAGUACCCAGGGCUGCUGUGCACCGUGGCACGUGAGUUUCGGUGCAUCUUCCUCCUGCUGUUUAUAAAUUGCAACAUCCCUGGACAGAUCUUGGAUUUUCCCUCUAUAAUUUCUCUGGAGACUCCCUCGGGGUUUGCACACACAUCUGUGGAAUGCCCAAGUUGGAGAUGGUCCUCCCUGAUGUGUAGUGUGGGCUAUUCAGAGGGCCUCAUUUCAUAAACUCAUUAACAGCUAGGACGCGAAGACUUGGAGAAGUUAGCUCAGGACACACGGAGUGGGAGGGAGGCAACGAGUUAAGAAAUGGGCUUUGGAGUGCCUCGAAUUUGGCCUCCACUUUUCUUUUCUACUGUCUUACCUGGUCUUAGGCAGGUCGGGUGACCAUCUGGAGUCGGAGUUUCUCUCAUUUGUAAAGCGGGGGUGAUAUUUUUCUCACAGGGCUGCUUCAAGGGUUAACAAAGUUAAUGUCUAGGAAGGACAUAGCAUAGCACCUUCACCUGGUUGCAAGCCCCUGGAGUCACAUGGCAACAGCUGUGGAACCAGGUAAAUGACUUGACUUACAUGUUACACGCUCUUAGUUGUUCGAUUUGUAAAUGGGAAGAGUGUGUGACCCAAAUUAGUCGUUUCCAGAUAUUUCCUGGUAAAUGGUUGUUGAAUCAUAAAACUAGAAAGAUGGGAAAGAAAGGGAGGAACCCCCCUUACUUCGAAGAAGUGUUGUUGAUGUGAAGGACAGGACUUUUUGAGACACUCUCAUCCUAAGAAACAGCUGAUAUCUACUAGGAAAAAACAUGACAUUUGAAGUUUCUUCCUAAGAGAUGUGAGGUUUUGACAGAAGUGCCAGGAAGCCAGAGGUGUGUGAGUAGUGGGCCAAUCUCGCGUGAAGGCUGUGGGACGGGGCAGGAGAGGGGCAGCCAGCAUUUCCUGAGCGCCAGCUAAUGGCGGGGACCUGGCACCUUUGCUCUGUGACUCUCCAGCUGUAUGGUGACAUGAGGCUGGCGUUUUCUUUGGUUUCAUACGUGAGGAAGCUGAGGCUUGGUGAUGUCCUGUGCAUGGCUCGGACUCCAGAGCUACUCAGAGGCAGAGGCCGUCUGUAAACACCUUCAGGUGGUUGGAGGCAGGGUGCUGCAGCCAAUGCUGAUCACUCACAAGCCAAGGCUUUAUUGUAAGGGCUAAAUAAAAUAACAUAUGCCUAGCAUUUAUACAGCACGGGGCUUUUUAGGAAAUAGUGAGACGACCAUGGAGAGGUGGAGGAAGAGAGAAGGGAAAGAAGAAAAAGAAAAAAAAAGCCUUAAAGAGUUUCUUAAGAGAACUAUAUAUUACAAAGUCCUUGGAGUUUUUUUUCCCUGGUUAGACAUAAGUUUACAUGAAACGUUAAACGGCUUAAAGUAGCCACAUCUCCUUCCUUAUGUCUUCUCACAGCCACUUGUGAGUUUCUUAUCAAGAUACAGAAUUAUGGCCAAGUGCGGUAGCUCACACGUGUAAUCCCAGCACUUUGAGAGACUGAGGUGGAAGGAUCAUGUGUGCUCAGGAGUUUCAGACCAACCUAGGCAAUAUGGUAAAACCCUGUCUCUACAAAAAAAUACAAAAAUUAGCUGGGCAUGGUGGCAUAUUCCAAUAGUUCCAGGCACUCGGGAGGCUGAGACAGGAGGAUUGCUUGAGCCCAAGAGGUCAAGACUGCAGUGAGCUGUGAUCGAGCCACUGCACUACAGCCUGGGCCACAGAGCAAGAUCCUGUCUCAAAAAAUAAAAUAAAAUAAAAUAAAUUCUGCAACAAGUCACAAUUCCUUGCUCAGAAAUCUCUACAGGUGUGCUUCUUUGUUAAGAAAUGGAGGAAACAUGAAUUUCAUCCUGACUUCUGAGUCUUGUAGAGACCAGAUCUGACUCCUGCAGCCUUCUGCCCACAGAGCUGGCAGGCGGGGGAAUGUGCGCAGAGUGAGGAGGAGCUGAUCUGACAUUCCGAACAGUGGAGACUGCUGCCUAUUUGGCCGCACCACUGUCCUUCUGCAUGGAAAAGUCACAGUAAAUAAUGGACUCUCUACCUGUGAGUCGAUUUUACUGAGCUGCCUUUUUAAAUAUAUGUGUAGAAAGGGCGAUCUCUGUGUGUCAUUUGCACAUGUACAUACACAUGUACACACGUGCACACGUGGUCACUCAUGUACACAUGUGUGUGCACCAGUGCACCAGACCAGAUGCACCCACCCAAUUCCACGCUCCUCAGCCCCUUGCUUUCCUCUGCAGACAGCCAGUUCAGCUACAGUUAUGCCAGAUUGCCUGCACUCUGAUCUUUACCAUCACCAGACUCUCAGCUUGAGCUCAUGCCUGAGAAAUCCACUUUCUGGGAGGAAGGCAGAAGAAACUGCCAAGGCAGGACUGAAGACUUGACCUCCACCUGUAGUGGGGUCAGGUCACCAGAGGCUGGCUGACUCCCCAGGAUUUCUCAGCAGAGUAUUACACAAAUACCCCUUCCUUAAAGAUUAGCAACCACUUAAAGACACAAAGUGUGCAGGACUGUACCCAUGGCCGAGAGCGGCGGGAUUAAGAGGGCAACUGAGUUGUUCUUCCCAUCCCUCCUCCUCUGUGCUGAGUCACCUUCUGCUUGGAAUUCUGACAGGGACCCGUUGGGCUUCUGGAAGGGAGGGACAGCAGAGGAUCCACCCUCUGUGUGUCCUGGGGGAGAUUACUUAUCUCUGGCCUCCCUGAAGCAGGGCCUGGGCUUCUGGAAUCUUUGAGGCUGACACCCUGCCAGCCCUGGGGAUGAGAGGGAAUGGCCGUGUCUGUCUGCAGAGCCUGAGGAGGAGCUGAGCACAGCCUCCAGAGUUCUCUUCAGUUGAUCGCUUAGGUGGACAAAGGCCACAGAAAUGGAUUUAAACUCCUCAGCCCUUUCUUUGCAUGUUUGUUCUCAUUUGAAGUCAGAAGUGAUAUGUCCUACACCUCAAGAACGUGUGAAAUGCACAUACAAUAACCCCAUUUCAGGAAGCCAAGUCCAGCUUAACAGUCAAAACAUUUCCUUCAGUCUUUAGUCCUUCACUUUGCCGAACUCCCUUUUACACCGGCAGCAACAGUUUAACCUGUUGCUUCUGUAAGAGUGUGCUACUGGGAAAACCACAUCUAAAACACGUGUGCAGUUACAUCAGCUAGAGCACAUGCUAAACAGUUGAUCAAAGGCUCUUGCCUUGUGGCCCACGCUGCAGACACUCUGACGACUGCCGAGCUCCGCAGCCCCAUGUCGUCCCUUCCGCACUGCCUGCUGUGCCUCUCCUCUCCAUGUGGCAGGGAACACAGCCAGUCAUCACCAUGUGGCUCUGCCCGGCGCUGCCCCAGCAUGUCCUGACAGGGCCUAGAUAUGGAAAGGUGGCUCUCCAUGCACACACCCCAAGCCCCUCCUGCCCGCCGUGUGACCCACACUCUUAUGGGCAGCCCAGUUAUUUUGUAGCAUUUCCCUUCCUUAUCAUUUUGGCCCAGUGAUCCAGCACAAAUCUCCCUUAUUAGAAUAAAAUUUGGAAUGACAAAAUUAAAUUUCAUUUUUCACUUAUAUUGAGGACCUCACACUCUUCACCCCUGCCACGAUCCCUGACAAGAGCCUUCCUAUCUAAUCAUUGUUCCUCCAGCCCUCUUAGUUUUCUUCAGCCUUUCUUGAUUGCCUGAAUGUCCCUUUCCCUUCUCCUUUUAAAGCAUGAACCAAGCUUUCUUACCCCGUUCUCAUUAUCAUUUUUGCAUUUUCUUCUUUGCAUAUGAUUCUCCUUAAAUUAUAAAACUUGGGGGUAAUUUCUAGAGGUGCCAUCAUAGUGCUUCUGUCUACUCAGUGUCUUUAGAAUCAGCAAAUAUCAUUUUUACAAAAAAGUAGUAUUUCUUCCAAAAAAGAGUAAGCAAGAAGGUUACAACACUGGGAAAAUAUCCCUAAGCCUGUUCUUCAACCUGUUGAAUGUUUUCCCCUAAAUUGUUAUAUGGAGAUCCUGGACCCGGAAGUUGGCUGACAUGAAACAGGCCUAGCAGGGCAGCUGAGGAAAUGCUCCAACCUCAGGAUCCAGGAAGAUUGCACAUGGCACCAAAACAAUCAUUUAAAAGCUAAUCCUGGCCAGGCACAGUGGCUCACGCCUGUAAUCCCAGCACUUUGGGAGGCCGAGGUGGGCUGAUCACAAGGUCAAGAGAUCGAGACCAUCCUGACCAACAUGGUGAAACCCCAUCUCUACCAAAAGUACAAAUAUUAGCUGGGCAUGGUGGUGCGCGCCUGUAGUCCCAGCUACCCGGGAGGCUGAGGCAGGAGAAUCACUUGAACCCGGGAGGAGGAGGUUGCAGUGAGCCAAGAUCAUGCCACUGCACUCCAGCCUGGUGACAGAGCAAGACUCCAUCUCAAAAAAGAAAAAAAAAGCUAAUCCCAUAAAAGAACCAUCAUUUUGAACCUGCUGUUUCCUUUCUUGUACUCUUUAGAAGUACCCAUUUCUCCCUUUCUAAGCCAUAGGUGUAUUAAUUGGAGCUUUUUCUAUCUUAAUUAGUUCACUGUGAACAAUUAAAAUUGUGUUAAUAAAACAAAAACAAAAAUAGGACUGGUGCCUAGUUGUACUACAUGAAGAGAGAAAGGGCCAGACAUUGGUUUUUCCUAAUCUUCUGUCAAGUUCUCCAAAUCAUCUGCUCUGGAAGGUAGCUCCAACAGCUGGGAUUUGAAGUAAAGCAUAGUGACUUUGGCCAUCACUGACAUGUCCCAUUUGAAGCAACCAAAACUGUCCCUCGACCUGACACUCAUCCCUGAAACACCAUGAGGGUAAGUGAGGCGCUUCGGAAGGUCCACUCAACCCCAUUGCCAGAUAGAGUAAGUGUCUGCCAGGGGCAUUUGGAGCUGAAGGGAAGACUGUACAGACUCACGGUUUGCAGGCACUGAAGGCGUUUUCCUGCCUUCUUUUUCACCUUCAGUGGACUUGCAAAGCACUAGCCCUAUUGUUUUUCCCAUCUGGGAAACAUGGUGAAUGUUGGUUGGUUGUAGCUAAUCCUAUGGGUCUUGAGGUCUUUGUUGACAAGAAGGUAGAUGUUAUCUUUAUCUGCGUGUGGCUUUCUACUAAAACAUGAGCUACAGGGCUCUCUUUUUUGUUUUAAAGCAUUUUUCCAUAAGGUUCACCCUUACUAUUGCUUAUCUGAAUAAUAUUACCUGCUGAGAAGUUUAUUCAUUGCUCACCAGUUGUAGGGAGAUUUUGACACAGGACUGGAGGAUUUUUUUCUCAUCGUAACAGUGCAGACCCAUGGAAAGCUUGGAAGCAGUUGUGACCGGAUAAGAGCAGGUUGAGGAUGAUAAUCUUAGGGCAAUGAGCAGGUUGAUUGAGAGGGGUGCCUGAAAGCAAGGUCCCCAUGAUGCAAGCAAACAAACUCACAUGCCAGACGGUGGACAGGAAACACAGGCAGGAUGUGGUGCAGGCUGGGCUGCCUUGGCUGGGCAAAGGCAGGGGCUUCAUGGCCAUGCUGGGAUGUGACGUGGUUGGAAAACAAUAAGAAUGGAGACCUCUCCAAAGACCUCAGACAUAAUUUGGCCAUGAGAGGCAAGGGUAGAGGCGAGCCCCCUGUGGGUUGGAAUGUAUGGAAUCCAGAUGAAGCACCAUCAACAUGCAUGGGCUACAUAGGAGAGCUGGGUCUGGGGGAAAAGAUGGGAUUUGGGUUUGGGUGUGCAUGUUCCAGGCAUGGAGGGAAGAAUGGGCAGAAUGACGAGGAUCAAGCCCUGGUGGAGCCCCCAGACCAGGGCCCUGGGCAUAUUUCCACUUGCCUUCUUCUGCAAACUUUUGUGUGCCUGUUGGGUGGAAGGUACUAUGCUGGGGCCAUCCAGGAUCCGGAGCAGUGUAAGACAUCAUGGCCUGCAUGGUGUGACCCUUGACAUCUGAAAAGAACGAGCUGGUGGAGUGGGAAGGAGACAAGUGGCAGCAGAGUUGACAUCAUCAGGACUGACUGCAGGACAGGCGGUGAAACGAGCCACUGAGGAGUUACCCAGUGCCCUGGGGAGCUUAGAUGUGAGACUUACACCACCCAGCACUCCCCAGCUCUGUGUCCCUGGGUCCCACUGAACUUGAUUGUAUUUUAGUUGCCUCUUUUCUAAGACCGGAGCAACAAUACCUUCCUUGAGUGUGCAUGUGCAGUCCAUAGAUGGCAGCCAGUGUUCUCUUCCCAUGAGAAGACUCUGAGCCUCCUCACUAGAGGGUGGUCUAAAAACAAAUGGAUCCAUCCACAGAAGGUCUGAAAGGUUUUCAUAGAAUCUUGACUUGGUAGCACUUCAGGAUCUAACUCGUGCUUUCCAGAAGUGUGGCCUGUGGUGUUCUGUCUGGAGUAUUUGGUCCUCCCAUCCACCUCCACCUUGCUGUCCUGUCCUGUGACUCUCACUAGCUCAGUCACCGGGUCAGGAAGCCCUGCCAUGAAAUGCUAGAUUUGGAGGCAUUGCCAAGGUACCACAAACCAUACUCAAACAAGGUCAUAAUAGACUAGUGAUCUCACUGUGGCUAACAGGUUCAUGUGAUUUAAAGAAUGACAGCAUUUUUUCUAAAUUUUAUAAAUUUUAUAAAUUUCUCCUAAAUACAAAUCUGAAUGUGUUUACCUUUAGACAGAUUUUCCCAGAAAAUUGUCAGUGUUCUCGAAUUUGAAAGUAGAUCAGAUCUCCUCCCUCUAGUUUUGAAAAUCUCAAGUAGGUUUAGCCUCUCCCCAGAGUGACAACGGCACAAGAAGUUUAUAAUUUUAUGCACAGCUAAAUGCAAACUGAAAAGUGUGGUUUGUGGGUAUUUCAUUUUUCCCAUAAUGUUCAUCAAUUUGGCAAUUCAAAUAGGAUUCAGAAUCCAAGGUGUUCGCAGCAUUUUAUAUGAAAAUGUGCCUGAGAGUUUGGGGAAUAGAAAUUCUUACCAAAUAAGUUAAAUUUGCUCUUGAUAAGAAUAUAUUUUGUAAAAUGUAGAAAACUGAGAAAAAAAGUUUGACACCUGUUUUAUCUGCAUCCUUUUAUUAAACAGUGGCCUGAAUUUACUAAAGGACAGAGAACAGGGUUGAGAGGUAAUCACUGAAUAAUAGCUUCGCUAAUCCCACAGUGACUGCUUCUUAUGACAAGCAAGAGGGUCAACUUAGAGGCAGGACUGUCUUCAGGGGCAAAAGCAAGUCAGCACCUACAAACCUCUCCAAGAGAGUGAGAAAAAGCAGGUUGUAUGGCUCAUUUUGCAGCUUGCCAGAAGCAAUGUGGGAAUAUUGUCAGACUGCACAGACCUGGGGCCAGCUGGCUCCUAGAGUGCGAGGAGCUCUCAGUGACUGCUGUGCAUACUCACCUGCUCUGUGACUUUGUUCAGUCCCUACCCUGGAUGUGUGGUGAAGGGUGCCAGGCUUAGCUGCUGGACCAGUGAGGUCCCUGAGGGGGCAGGGCUAAGAGGUGUAGCAGUCGCACUUGACCAGUCAUUGAUUCACUGGUUGGGAAUUUGUUCAUUGAGGGGACACCAUUACUCCCCAUGCCUCACGUGCAGGUGAGUGUGUGUAUAUUUGCAUUAACACACAAACACACUUAUGUGUGUCCCUGUAUGUGCAGCUGCAGUACCUUACACAUCUUCCAGUGCCUCUCAAGCAUCAUAAAAACAGCUUCCACAAAACCUCUACUACCCACCUGGCAUCCACAGAGCUCCCAGUGAUUGGCUCCCAAAAGAUACUGAACUUUGGCAUGGAACAGAGUGAGUUUCCACAUUUGCUGUUGUACAUAAUUACCUGUCCAGCUAGAAUAGUACACACUUCUUUUACUGAGCCCAGAAGUUUAUGUGCCUGAACACGGAUGGUACAGGAACAAGGGUGAGCGCUUAUCAAUUCAGCAUUACUCUGGAGACAUGAAACAAACUAAUAGGUACAGCUAUAUUUUGUUUUUUAAACAAUUUUGUGAACCACAUAUUUGGGACAAAAAUCAACAAGUAAAUUUGAAUUACACUAGGCAAAGGACUGAUUCUUUUGAAACGUGAUUGACAUUCAACGUCUAACUUUCCAAAAGAAGACAUACAUGUGGCCCACAAUCAUAUGAAAUAAAGUUCAUCAUCAUUGAUCAUUAGAGAAAUGCAAAUCAAAACCACAAUGAGAUACCAUCUCACACCAGUCAGAAUGGUUAUUAAUAAAAAGUCAAAGAAUGACAGUUGCUGGUGAGGUUGUAGAGAAAAAGGAACGCUUAUACACUGUUGAGGGGAUUGUAAAUUAGUUCAACCAUGUGGAAGACAGUGUGGCAAUUCCUCAAAGACCUAUAUACCAUUUGACCCAGCAAUCCCAUUACUGCAUAUAUACCCAAAGGAAUAUGAGUCAUUCUACCGUAAGACACAUGCACGCAUUUGUUUGUUGCAGCACUAUUCACGAUAGCAAAAACAUGGAAUCAACCUACAUGCCCAUCAAUGAUAGACUGGAUAAAGAAAAUGUGGUACAUAUACCCCAUGGAAUACUAUGCAGCCAUAAGAAAAAGAAUGAGAUCAUGCCCUUUGCAGGAACAUGGAUGGAGCUGGAGGCCAUUAUCCUUAGCAAACUAACCCAGGAACAGAAAACCAAGUGCAGAUGUUCUCACUUUUAAGUGUGAGCUGAAUGAGGAGAAUACAUGGGCACAUAGAGGGGCCUAUCAGAGGGUGGAGGGUGGGAGAAGGAAGAGUAUCAGAAAAAAUAACAGGUAGUAGAUUUAAUACCGGAUGACAAAACAAUCUGUAUAACAAACCCCCAUGACAUGAGUUUACCUAUAUAACAAACCCGCACAUGUACUCCUGAACUUAAAAGUUAAAUUAAAAAAAAAUUAAUGUCUAAUAAUAUAUUACAGUAUUCUUCAUAUUCAAUGGCAAUGUGUGAAGUGGGAAGUGUCUUGACAGAAUUCGGUGUUUCAAGGCUUACACUUUGAUGCCCAAGACUGCACAAGGCUACAUUUUCUACUGUUACAUAUGGGGCUGAUGACUUUAGGGAUUUCCAUGCAAUAAUUCCCAAAUCUUUCUCUCCCAGUAAUGUUAAAGUAGAGACUCAGAGUGAUGAAGAGAAUGGGCGUGCCUGUGAAAUGAAUGGGGAAGAAUGUGCGGAGGAUUUACGAAUGCUUGAUGCCUCGGGAGAGAAAAUGAAUGGCUCCCACAGGGACCAAGGCAGCUCGGCUUUGUCGGGAGUUGGAGGCAUUCGACUUCCUAACGGAAAACUAAAGUGUGAUAUCUGUGGGAUCAUUUGCAUCGGGCCCAAUGUGCUCAUGGUUCACAAAAGAAGCCACACUGGAGAACGGCCCUUCCAGUGCAAUCAGUGCGGGGCCUCAUUCACCCAGAAGGGCAACCUGCUCCGGCACAUCAAGCUGCAUUCCGGGGAGAAGCCCUUCAAAUGCCACCUCUGCAACUACGCCUGCCGCCGGAGGGACGCCCUCACUGGCCACCUGAGGACGCACUCCGUUGGUAAACCUCACAAAUGUGGAUAUUGUGGCCGAAGCUAUAAACAGCGAAGCUCUUUAGAGGAACAUAAAGAGCGCUGCCACAACUACUUGGAAAGCAUGGGCCUUCCGGGCACACUGUACCCAGUCAUUAAAGAAGAAACUAAUCACAGUGAAAUGGCAGAAGACCUGUGCAAGAUAGGAUCAGAGAGAUCUCUCGUGCUGGACAGACUAGCAAGUAACGUCGCCAAACGUAAGAGCUCUAUGCCUCAGAAAUUUCUUGGGGACAAGGGCCUGUCCGACACGCCCUACGACAGCAGCGCCAGCUACGAGAAGGAGAACGAAAUGAUGAAGUCCCACGUGAUGGACCAAGCCAUCAACAACGCCAUCAACUACCUGGGGGCCGAGUCCCUGCGCCCGCUGGUGCAGACGCCCCCGGGCGGUUCCGAGGUGGUCCCGGUCAUCAGCCCGAUGUACCAGCUGCACAAGCCGCUCGCGGAGGGCACCCCGCGCUCCAACCACUCGGCCCAGGACAGCGCCGUGGAGAACCUGCUGCUGCUCUCCAAGGCCAAGUUGGUGCCCUCGGAGCGCGAGGCGUCCCCGAGCAACAGCUGCCAAGACUCCACGGACACCGAGAGCAACAACGAGGAGCAGCGCAGCGGUCUCAUCUACCUGACCAACCACAUCGCCCCGCACGCGCGCAACGGGCUGUCGCUCAAGGAGGAGCACCGCGCCUACGACCUGCUGCGCGCCGCCUCCGAGAACUCGCAGGACGCGCUCCGCGUGGUCAGCACCAGCGGGGAGCAGAUGAAGGUGUACAAGUGCGAACACUGCCGGGUGCUCUUCCUGGAUCACGUCAUGUACACCAUCCACAUGGGCUGCCACGGCUUCCGUGAUCCUUUUGAGUGCAACAUGUGCGGCUACCACAGCCAGGACCGGUACGAGUUCUCGUCGCACAUAACGCGAGGGGAGCACCGCUUCCACAUGAGCUAAAGCCCUCCCGCGCCCCCACCCCAGACCCCGAGCCACCCCAGGAAAAGCACAAGGACUGCCGCCUUCUCGCUCCCGCCAGCAGCAUAGACUGGACUGGACCAGACAAUGUUGUGUUUGGAUUUGUAACUGUUUUUUGUUUUUUGUUUGAGUUGGUUGAUUGGGGUUUGAUUUGCUUUUGAAAAGAUUUUUAUUUUUAGAGGCAGGGCUGCAUUGGGAGCAUCCAGAACUGCUACCUUCCUAGAUGUUUCCCCAGACCGCUGGCUGAGAUUCCCUCACCUGUCGCUUCCUAGAAUCCCCUUCUCCAAACGAUUAGUCUAAAUUUUCAGAGAGAAAUAGAUAAAACACGCCACAGCCUGGGAAGGAGCGUGCUCUACCCUGUGCUAAGCACGGGGUUCGCGCACCAGGUGUCUUUUUCCAGUCCCCAGAAGCAGAGAGCACAGCCCCUGCUGUGUGGGUCUGCAGGUGAGCAGACAGGACAGGUGUGCCGCCACCCAAGUGCCAAGACACAGCAGGGCCAACAACCUGUGCCCAGGCCAGCUUCGAGCUACAUGCAUCUAGGGCGGAGAGGCUGCACUUGUGAGAGAAAAUACUAUUUCAAGUCAUAUUCUGCGUAGGAAAAUGAAUUGGUUGGGGAAAGUCGUGUCUGUCAGACUGCCCUGGGUGGAGGGAGACGCCGGGCUAGAGCCUUUGGGAUCGUCCUGGAUUCACUGGCUUUGCGGAGGCUGCUCAGAUGGCCUGAGCCUCCCGAGGCUUGCUGCCCCGUAGGAGGAGACUGUCUUCCCGUGGGCAUAUCUGGGGAGCCCUGUUCCCCGCUUUUUCACUCCCAUACCUUUAAUGGCCCCCAAAAUCUGUCACUACAAUUUAAACACCAGUCCCGAAAUUUGGAUCUUCUUUCUUUUUGAAUCUCUCAAACGGCAACAUUCCUCAGAAACCAAAGCUUUAUUUCAAAUCUCUUCCUUCCCUGGCUGGUUCCAUCUAGUACCAGAGGCCUCUUUUCCUGAAGAAAUCCAAUCCUAGCCCUCAUUUUAAUUAUGUACAUCUGUUUGUAGCCACAAGCCUGAAUUUCUCAGUGUUGGUAAGUUUCUUUACCUACCCUCACUAUAUAUUAUUCUCGUUUUAAAACCCAUAAAGGAGUGAUUUAGAACAGUCAUUAAUUUUCAACUCAAUGAAAUAUGUGAAGCCCAGCAUCUCUGUUGCUAACACACAGAGCUCACCUGUUUGAAACCAAGCUUUCAAACAUGUUGAAGCUCUUUACUGUAAAGGCAAGCCAGCAUGUGUGUCCACACAUACAUAGGAUGGCUGGCUCUGCACCUGUAGGAUAUUGGAAUGCACAGGGCAAUUGAGGGACUGAGCCAGACCUUCGGAGAGUAAUGCCACCAGAUCCCCUAGGAAAGAGGAGGCAAAUGGCACUGCAGGUGAGAACCCCGCCCAUCCGUGCUAUGACAUGGAGGCACUGAAGCCCGAGGAAGGUGUGUGGAGAUUCUAAUCCCAACAAGCAAGGGUCUCCUUCAAGAUUAAUGCUAUCAAUCAUUAAGGUCAUUACUCUCAACCACCUAGGCAAUGAAGAAUAUACCAUUUCAAAUAUUUACAGUACUUGUCUUCACCAACACUGUCCCAAGGUGAAAUGAAGCAACAGAGAGGAAAUUGUACAUAAGUACCUCAGCAUUUAAUCCAAACAGGGGUUCUUAGUCUCAGCACUAUGACAUUUUGGGCUGACUACUUAUUUGUUAGGCGGGAGCUCUCCUGUGCAUUGUAGGAUAAUUAGCAGUAUCCCUGGUGGCUACCCAAUAGACGCCAGUAGCACCCCGAAUUGACAACCCAAACUCUCCAGACAUCACCAACUGUCCCCUGCGAGGAGAAAUCACUCCUGGGGGAGAACCACUGACCCAAAUGAAUUCUAAACCAAUCAAAUGUCUGGGAAGCCCUCCAAGAAAAAAAAUAGAAAAGCACUUGAAGAAUAUUCCCAAUAUUCCCGGUCAGCAGUAUCAAGGCUGACUUGUGUUCAUGUGGAGUCAUUAUAAAUUCUAUAAAUCAAUUAUUCCCCUUCGGUCUUAAAAAUAUAUUUCCUCAUAAACAUUUGAGUUUUGUUGAAAAGAUGGAGUUUACAAAGAUACCAUUCUUGAGUCAUGGAUUUCUCUGCUCACAGAAGGGUGUGGCAUUUGGAAACGGGAAUAAACAAAAUUGCUGCACCAAUGCACUGAGUGAAGGAAGAGAGACAGAGGAUCAAGGGCUUUAGACAGCACUCCUUCAAUAUGCAAUCACAGAGAAAGAUGCGCCUUAUCCAAGUUAAUAUCUCUAAGGUGAGAGCCUUCUUAGAGUCAGUUUGUUGCAAAUUUCACCUACUCUGUUCUUUUCCAUCCAUCCCCCUGAGUCAGUUGGUUGAAGGGAGUUAUUUUUUCAAGUGGAAUUCAAACAAAGCUCAAACCAGAACUGUAAAUAGUGAUUGCAGGAAUUCUUUUCUAAACUGCUUUGCCCUUUCCUCUCACUGCCUUUUAUAGCCAAUAUAAAUGUCUCUUUGCACACCUUUUGUUGUGGUUUUAUAUUGUAACACCAUUUUUCUUUGAAACUAUUGUAUUUAAAGUAAGGUUUCAUAUUAUGUCAGCAAGUAAUUAACUUAUGUUUAAAAGGUGGCCAUAUCAUGUACCAAAAGUUGCUGAAGUUUCUCUUCUAGCUGGUAAAGUAGGAGUUUGCAUGACUUCACACUUUUUUUGCGUAGUUUCUUCUGUUGUAUGAUGGCGUGAGUGUGUGUCUUGGGUACCGCUGUGUACUACUGUGUGCCUAGAUUCCAUGCACUCUCGUUGUGUUUGAAGUAAAUAUUGGAGACCGGAGGGUAACAGGUUGGCCUGUUGAUUACAGCUAGUAAUCGCUGUGUCUUGUUCCGCCCCCUCCCUGACACCCCAGCUUCCCAGGAUGUGGAAAGCCUGGAUCUCAGCUCCUUGCCCCAUAUCCCUUCUGUAAUUUGUACCUAAAGAGUGUGAUUAUCCUAAUUCAAGAGUCACUAAAACUCAUCACAUUAUCAUUGCAUAUCAGCAAAGGGUAAAGUCCUAGCACCAAUUGCUUCACAUACCAGCAUGUUCCAUUUCCAAUUUAGAAUUAGCCACAUAAUAAAAUCUUAGAAUCUUCCUUGAGAAAGAGCUGCCUGAGAUGUAGUUUUGUUAUAUGGUUCCCCACCGACCAUUUUUGUGCUUUUUUCUUGUUUUGUUUUGUUUUGACUGCACUGUGAGUUUUGUAGUGUCCUCUUCUUGCCAAAACAAACGCGAGAUGAACUGGACUUAUGUAGACAAAUCGUGAUGCCAGUGUAUCCUUCCUUUCUUCAGUUCCAGCAAUAAUGAAUGGUCAACUUUUUUAAAAUCUAGAUCUCUCUCAUUCAUUUCAAUGUAUUUUUACUUUAAGAUGAACCAAAAUUAUUAGACUUAUUUAAGAUGUACAGGCAUCAGAAAAAAGAAGCACAUAAUGCUUUUGGUGCGAUGGCACUCACUGUGAACAUGUGUAACCACAUAUUAAUAUGCAAUAUUGUUUCCAAUACUUUCUAAUACAGUUUUUUAUAAUGUUGUGUGUGGUGAUUGUUCAGGUCGAAUCUGUUGUAUCCAGUACAGCUUUAGGUCUUCAGCUGCCCUUCUGGCGAGUACAUGCACAGGAUUGUAAAUGAGAAAUGCAGUCAUAUUUCCAGUCUGCCUCUAUGAUGAUGUUAAAUUAUUGCUGUUUAGCUGUGAACAAGGGAUGUACCACUGGAGGAAUAGAGUAUCCUUUUGUACACAUUUUGAAAUGCUUCUUCUGUAGUGAUAGAACAAAUAAAUGCAACGAAUACUCUGUCUGCCCUAUCCCGUGAAGUCCACACUGGCGUAAGAGAAGGCCCAGCAGAGCAGGAAUCUGCCUAGACUUUCUCCCAAUGAGAUCCCAAUAUGAGAGGGAGAAGAGAUGGGCCUCAGGACAGCUGCAAUACCACUUGGGAACACAUGUGGUGUCUUGAUGUGGCCAGCGCAGCAGUUCAGCACAACGUACCUCCCAUCUACAACAGUGCUGGACGUGGGAAUUCUAAGUCCCAGUCUUGAGGGUGGGUGGAGAUGGAGGGCAACAAGAGAUACAUUUCCAGUUCUCCACUGCAGCAUGCUUCAGUCAUUCUGUGAGUGGCCGGGCCCAGGGCCCUCACAAUUUCACUACCUUGUCUUUUACAUAGUCAUAAGAAUUAUCCUCAACAUAGCCUUUUGACGCUGUAAAUCUUGAGUAUUCAUUUACCCUUUUCUGAUCUCCUGGAAACAGCUGCCUGCCUGCAUUGCACUUCUCUUCCCGAGGAGUGGGGUAAAUUUAAAAGUCAAGUUAUAGUUUGGAUGUUAGUAUAGAAUUUUGAAAUUGGGAAUUAAAAAUCAGGACUGGGGACUGGGAGACCAAAAAUUUCUGAUCCCAUUUCUGAUGGAUGUGUCACACCUUUUCUGUCAAAAUAAAAUGUCUUGGAGGUUAUGACUCCUUGGUGAAA